Trichoderma reesei QM6a is the source of this 2460-nucleotide messenger RNA. RefSeq names its product glycoside hydrolase family 92. The transcript has 3 exons. Gene Ontology annotation, molecular function: peptide-N4-(N-acetyl-beta-glucosaminyl)asparagine amidase activity; carbohydrate binding. Bases 1 to 2460 code for a protein of 819 amino acids. Gene Ontology annotation, cellular component: nucleus; cytosol. Gene Ontology annotation, biological process: carbohydrate metabolic process; protein deglycosylation; protein quality control for misfolded or incompletely synthesized proteins. The record is from RefSeq and is a predicted model, not a curated record. Lineage: Eukaryota; Fungi; Ascomycota; Sordariomycetes; Hypocreales; Hypocreaceae.
AUGGCAAAGCUCAACGGAGCCGUCAAGGCAGCAAGUCUAGUCUACGGGCUGGCUGCCACCACAACAGUCCAAGCCGCUUCCUUUGACCCCUUGACAUACGUCGACCUGCUCAUCGGCAGCAGCAACGGCGGCAAUGUCUUCCCCGGAGCCACUCUCCCGUAUGGCAUGGCCAAGGCCGUAGCCGAUACCAACAGCGGCAGCAACCAGGGCGGCUUCACGCUGGACGGCUCGUCCGUCACCGGCUUCAGCGUCAUGCACGACUCCGGCACUGGAGGCUCGCCGUCUCUGGGCAACUUUCCGCUGUUCCCGUACACCUCGUGCCCCGGCGGCGAAGUGGACGGGUGUUCGUUCCCAAAGAAUGACCGCGUCAAGUUCGGCGCCUUCUCCAACGAGAGCGUCGUUGCGAAGCCGGGCUACUUUGGCAUCACGCUCAACAGCGGGGCAAAGGUCGAGAUGACAACCUCGCAGCAUGCGGCGCUGUUCAAGUUUACGUUUCCCGACGCGGGCCCUGAUGACAAGCCGCUUAUCCUGCAGGAUCUGACGGAUCUGUCAAACUCGCGGCAAGAUAAUGGCACCGUGAGUGUCGACGGAGAUACAGGCCGCUUUACCGGCAAUGCUGUGUUUGUUCCCAGUUUCGGUACCGGCACGUAUAAGCUGUACUUUUGCACCGACUUUGCUGGUGCAGACAUCUAUGACAAUGGCAUCUUUGUCAACUCGCGUGCAAGUGCCGACGUCAAGGACUUGACCAUUUCACGCUCUAUCAAUGGCUACCCGUUGCCAGGUGGUGCGUUUAUCCGCUUUGCCAGCGCCCAAGAGCCCAUCUAUGCUCGGACAGGCAUCAGCUUCAUCAGCAGUGCCCAGGCAUGUUCCAAUGCAGAGAAGGAGAUUACAGAGUGGGAUGUCGACAAGUACGCCAGCGAAGCCGCCGAUGUCUGGCGAGAGAAGCUUUCUCCAAUCACUAUCGAGGCGGGCGAAGGCGUCGGCGACGACUACAUUAAGUCGUUUUACUCGGGCAUCUACCGCACCAUGGUCAAUCCGCAGAACUACACAGGCGAGAAUCCUCUCUGGGACGAUGGCGAGCCGUACUAUGACUCGUUCUACUGUAUCUGGGACUUGUUUCGAUCACAGAUGCCGUUCUUGACAAUUCUGGAUCCGACAACUCUUACGGAGCAGAUUCGGUCCCUGAUCUCGAUUUAUAAACAUACCGGCUGGCUGCCCGACUGCCGCAUGAGCCUCUGUCCGGGAUACACGCAGGGAGGCUCAAACGCAGACAAUGUGUUGGCAGAUGCCUACCUCAAGGGCCUCAAAGACGGCAUCGACUGGGAAAAGGGCUACGAGGCUGUCGUCAAAGACGCUCAAGUCGAGCCCUAUGCGUGGUCCACCAGCGGCAGAGGAGGCAUAGACUCGUGGAAGAGACUGGGCUAUGUGCCCGUCCAAGACUUUGACUACAAGGGCUUUGGAACCAUGACCCGCAGUAUCAGUCGGACUCUCGAGUACAGCUACAAUGACUUUGCCAUUUCCCAGAUUGCGGGAGGACUGGGCAAGAAGGAAGACCAGGAGAAAUACAUCGAGUCCAGCGGCAACUGGCGGAAUCUGUUCAAGGCUGACCAGACGUCUUUCUUCUCGAACGGAACUGAUACUGGUUUCAAGGGGUUCUUCCAGGCCAAGUUUUUAAAUGAGACGUGGUUUACGCAGGAUCCGUUGAUGUGCAGCAAUCUGGAUUCCAAGAGCAUCUGCUCGCUUCAGAACUCUGGGGCUGAGACCUUUGAGAGCAGCACCUGGGAGUAUGGCUUCUUUGUUCCGCACGACCAGGCUAGCCUGCUCGACCUCUAUGGCGGUCCUGAUUCAUUCGUUGACCGCCUCUCGUACAUGCACGAUCAACAGAUUACAUAUAUCGGCAACGAACCGAGCUUCCUCACUGUGUUCCAGUACCAUUAUGCCGGGCGACCAGCCUUGUCCGCCGAGCGCAGCCACUUCUACAUCCCCAAGUACUUCGCCCCUACACCAGCUGGCUUGCCGGGCAACGAUGACAGCGGCGCCAUGGGCAGCUUCGUUGCCUUUUCCAUGAUGGGCUUGUUUCCCAACCCCGGCCAAGACGUCUAUCUAAUCAUCCCGCCCUUCUUCGAGAGCGUCAGCAUCAAAAGUCCCGUUACGGGCAAGACUGCAACGAUUCGCAAUGUCAACUUUGAUCCUACUUACAAGAAUGUGUAUAUCCAAGAGGCUACUUUGGAUGGAAAGCCUUAUACUAAGAACUGGAUCGAUCACAGCUUCUUCACGGAAGGAAAGGAGCUCGUGCUGACUCUUGGGGAUAAGGAGAGCUCUUGGGGUACACAGGUGGAGGAUCUGCCGCCGAGUUUGAGUCCUUACAAUAGUAGCAGUGAGGCUCAUACCACUGCUCCAGCGAAGAGAUCGUAUGUGCCGCGCUUUGACGGUGGCAUCUUGGGAAUGAUGUUUAGUUAA